This is a messenger RNA of Cyprinodon variegatus (sheepshead minnow), 2053 nucleotides long. RefSeq names its product trypsin domain containing 1 (gene tysnd1). The transcript is spliced from 4 exons. The coding region runs from base 325 to 1866 and encodes 513 amino acids. The record is from RefSeq and is a predicted model, not a curated record. Gene Ontology annotation, cellular component: peroxisome. Gene Ontology annotation, biological process: regulation of fatty acid beta-oxidation; protein processing. Lineage: Eukaryota; Metazoa; Chordata; Actinopteri; Cyprinodontiformes; Cyprinodontidae. Gene Ontology annotation, molecular function: serine-type endopeptidase activity.
GAUUUUGGGACGUCAUAAAGAUGUGGCUCCUUUAAAUUGCUCACCCGUUUCUUGUUUUCUAUUGGCUAGCUAACCUCAAGUGCUGACCAAUCAAGUCGAGUGUUGAGGGCUAAACAGGAAGUGAGCUUUGUUAUAGAAGUUGUUAAACACGUACUUAUUUCCCACAAAAUAUUAGUUAUUAUUUCAAUUAACUGUCGUAUUUUAUCUCGUAAUGGAGCCGUAUUCUGUUAUUUCAUGGACUGGUUGUAAUAUUUUUAAGUAAACUGCCUUCGCGAUACUUGUCACGUUGUGUAUUCUAGCAGAGUGUAUCUAAGUUGCAGCAGCAUGGAGCUAAAUGAUGUGGAAAAGUGUUGCUGUGUGGUUAAAAUCUCUGGGACAUCCGAAAGAAAACCCGUCAGUUGCAGUGGAGUAAUCGUCCACUUUCGUUCCGGUACUGUAAUUUGCACCGGCCUCCCUUUUUCCCGUUUUGUAACCGACAGAGAGCUCCUCUCCUCGGACACCGGGGUCCUAUUCCCACGCAGUUUCAGCGACUCUCUGAAAAUCCGCGUUUGCUUUUCAGAUUCUGUGAAAAACAAACCAGGUCGGCAGCGGGAGGUUUCAGGGGAGCUUAUGAUGCUGGUGAACUGCUUGGAAUUCAAACAGGCCUUUCUGGGAGUUUUCCAAGAGUCAGACCAGUGGCGUUUCCAUGGUGAUGAUGAGGAUGCUGACAUGAUGAGGGAUGCCCAGUCCCUGAGCUGGUUCGCAGUCCUUAAGGUUCGUUUAGUGAUGUUGAAGGGUUCAGAUCCAGGACCUAUCCCCUGGCAGAGCUGCUCAGCCCUACAGAAAGGCUUCCCAGUGGUUGCAUGUGGCUCCCCGUUUGGCUCUCUCUGUUUAGACCUCUUCAGUAGCACCCUCAGCAGAGGCAUCAUCAGCAACCUCGCUGGAGAAGACAAUGCUGUCAUCCUCACAGAUGCUCGCUGCCUACCAGGCACGGAAGGGGGAGGGUUGUUUGCUGUGGAAGCAACAGACGGUGUCCGGCUUAUUGGUUUGAUUGUUUCUCCAUUUGGUUGGAAGUCAAAUGAAUGGAUAGGCCUCACUUUGGUCUGCUCCGUUGACUUGAUCUUCAGGAACAUUAUGCAUUGCACAGGGGUCCAAGAUGGGCUUUGCCUCCAACCAUUAGAGGCAGGCCUCAGCAUGUCCAGCACAGCUCAGGUGAAAGAAGCGUGCAGAUACCCUACUGUAUGCUUUGUGGACAGUGGACAGGUCUGGGGGUCGGGAGUGGUCAUCACCACAAAUCUGGUCGUAACUUGCCGACAUGUAGUCAGCGGGAAGUCUUUGGUCACCCUGAAGUUUCAUCAAGGGAACAGAGUCUGUGAUGUGAUUGGUGAUGUAUUGUUCUCCACUAAAGCAUCUUCACCAUAUGAUCUAGCCUUUAUUGAGCUGAGAGUUCCCGUUCCAGAUGCUGUGAUCCCGAAAAUGUCAGAAAGUUUCCGCCUAGGUGAUGCUGUGGUUAUAGUGGGAUAUGGGGGUUUGGGCCGAUUCUGUGGUCCAUCUCUGACAUCCGGUGUCCUCUCUAAAGUCAUCCCCUUGAAGAACCAGCCUGUCAUGUUUCAGACCACAUGUGCUGUACAAGCAGGAUCCAGUGGAGGUGCUGUGGUGCAGAAACAUUCAGGAGAGCUGCUUGGAAUCGUUUCAAGCAAUGCACGAGACCUGGCUGCGAGUGUAACAUAUCCACACCUCAACUUUAUCAUCCCCGUGCCUGUUUUCCAGAAAUUGUUGCAGGAGUUUCACCAGAUGAGAAAUGUCAACGUGUUCAAUGUGCUGAACUCUGUGGAAAAUGAUGUCAAACGGGUGUGGAGGCUACAGGCUGCACAAAGCAAACUCUGACCUGCACUUUGAUAUGAGGUGGAUUCUACUUCAGUCAUUUGGACAUACACUGAAGUACAAAUGAGGAGAUUAAUCCCACUUAACCUUUCUAGAAUCAUUAUCAAAAAGACAUUAAGGAAUUGUAAUACCCAUUAAUUCUUUUUAGUUCAUUCGACGAAAUAAAAUGUUCUAUAUUGCUUUUACCAAG